AAAAAGCAAACACAACACUAACCCUCCAAAUAAAGGAAAGCAAUGAUCACAACAAAGAAUCUUAAGAAAGCUUUAUUCUAACACAUUCACAUUCAUAAAACAAUCAAAAAAAUUCAGAGAAUUUCAUUAGCAUUAUUGAGCUUCCAUUCUUGAUUUGUUGUAUGGAGAACACAGCAUCAAAGGCAGAGGUUAUUAGGCCAGUUUUCCUCAAAGCUGGCAUUCCUUUGGCUAUCUCUGCGGCUGGCUUUCUAUUUGCAACAAUCAUUGCAAGAAGAAGAACUUCUGUCAACAGUUCUUCACCACAAACCCAGGUAAGUUCCCAUAAAUCUGAUUAUUCUCAUGAGGACUCCAUGGUUGAGGAUAGCGAUCAAAGCAUAAAUUCUACCUCUUUACGUUGUGAAGACGAUGAAAUGGAAAUCACUACAAGCCCUCAGUUAAUAGAAAGUUUGGGUAUUCCAGAUAAGUGUAGCUUUGAUGAAGAAAUAUUAGGCCUAAGAACCACAUUGGAUGAAUGUCAUCAGAGAGAAAGGGUAUUGGAAAUGCAUUUUCUUAGCUAUCAAGCUAUUAAAGAGCAUGAAUCGGUGCUAAUGGAGAUGAGCAAUACAUUGCUGUUAGAGAUUGCUCGUGUUGAGUUCAUGGAUAGGGAGCUAUCAUCCGUGGAGGCUGUCAACAACAAAUUUGACAACUUGGUGGUGGAUUAUCUAAGACUUCUUGAAAGUUUUGACUUAACAAAAUUGGAAAAUGGGUUGCUCAAAAGAAAAGUAAAGAAGCUUUUGAGGAAAACAAUAAAGCAAUCACGCAUCAUAAGAGAGAAGAAUUCGAAGAUUGAAGCUAGAGAGGCAGAGGUUUUGAGAACUUGUCAAGUGCUUGAAUCAAGGAGCAGUGCUAUCAAGAAAUUAGAGGACGAGGUUAAGGAGCUGCAAACCGUUGUCGAUCAAGUGCGGGAGGAAAGGAAUGAACUCUUGAGAGAGCUAAACUCAGCAGAGAAGUCAGCUUCGCCUAUCUCAAAGAGUGAAGCAGAAGGCGUAACCGUAGAAGAUUACAAUCAGCUUCUAAAUGAGUUUGAAAAACUACAAAAGGAACGGGCAGCUGAAAUGGAGGAUUUGAUUUAUUUACGAUGGAGUAAUGCAUGCUUAAAGCACCAGCUGAUGAUGAAUCAAGAACAACAAAAACAGAUUGAUCUGACAUUAGAAUUUCAGGAAGGUGAGGACCACGGAUAUUGUGGUGAAGAGCAGCAGUUUGAUGUCUCAGUUGUUAGGCACGGAGAACCUUCUUCAAGUGUGGCAAUUGAUAACAAGGCUUGUCCAAAAAGGCGAAAGCUACUGCAAAAGCUUAAAAGAUGGGUGCUGGAAGGGAGUGACGACAAGAAGUUGAAGUUGGAGAAGCAAGAAGGCAAGUGCUUUGGGAGGUUUUCAGUGUCAGAUGAACCAGAAGAAGAGCGUGCAAGUCAUCCUAGGAGGUCUUGUUCUAGUGCAUAAACAUGGAACAUAACUGGGAAGCCAACAUCUAUUACAAUGAUACAGAAAUGUAUGUAAAUAUAUAUAUCAAGCAACUGAUCUUAGCAAGUUGAACUUGCUUGUAUACUGACAAUCAUAAACAUAUUUCAAAACAUGUACUUUGAAACAAUCAACGAAGAGUGUUGUAAACAAAGAACAUAGCAAGGAAGAAAAUAUCUUAAAACAUGAUCCAUUAUAUUUCAAAUGAAUUUCAAACCAUA
Molecule: messenger RNA, 1717 nt
Organism: Tripterygium wilfordii
Lineage: Eukaryota; Viridiplantae; Streptophyta; Magnoliopsida; Celastrales; Celastraceae
Product: protein CHUP1, chloroplastic
Exons: 2
Coding region: 162-1478 (438 amino acids)
Biological process (GO): chloroplast organization
Cellular component (GO): chloroplast outer membrane
Source: RefSeq, a predicted model, not a curated record